GACGAGCAAAUUCUUCUUCUUUGUUGUUCUCUCUAAUUCUUCCGACCGAACAGGCAACAAAGCUUCUUCGAUCCUCCUCGUACUGUCUUCGUCUUUUAUUCAUGUCUGGUGAUGAUGAAGAACCUUCAUAUGGCUCUGGAGACGAACUAAACAACAUCGAUGGACAACACAACAAGCGUAUCCCUGCAGCAACAACACCUUCUUCUGCUGCAGCCUCUGGACCAGCCCGCAAGAGAAGUCGCAAGGCUUGUGGUGAUGCCAUAGUUGAAGCCAUGCUUGAAAUCGCAGCAGCUUCCAAAAUGAGAGCUGCUGCUUUGAGUAACAAUGUAGACAGAUUCUCAAUCAGUAAAUGCAUCAGAGCGCUUGAUGACUUACAAGGUGUUGAUCAACCUACGUAUUUUCUUGCCUUGGAUUUGUUUGAGAAUGCUAGUUCACGAGAGAUUUUCAUCUCUUUGAAGUAUGAUAAACGGUUGAAGUGGCUACAGGGGAAGUGUAGAGCUUUGUAGUUAUAUAGUUUUGGCUGAAUCUUUUUCAUGUUCUUGGUGCUUAUGGUGAGAAAUGAUGUAAUUGAUCUUCUUCAUUUGCUAAUGUAUGAAGAUGUAUCACUACUGGUGGAAAUCAAAUGAAUUGUUUUCUUUUAUAAUCAGAGGGGUGUACUGAAUUGUGGAUUUUAAAGUGUUUUGGUUUUGUUUUAAAACCCCAUGUUAUUCAACUGAUGAUUUCU
Messenger RNA from Eruca vesicaria subsp. sativa (arugula), 724 nucleotides. NCBI's taxonomy places the organism in Eukaryota, Viridiplantae, Streptophyta, Magnoliopsida, Brassicales, Brassicaceae. The record is from the annotation of a GenBank genome assembly.